This is a messenger RNA of Theobroma umbraticum, 2577 nucleotides long. Its product is annotated as UBP1-associated proteins 1A-like. Gene Ontology annotation, cellular component: nucleus. Lineage: Eukaryota; Viridiplantae; Streptophyta; Magnoliopsida; Malvales; Malvaceae. Gene Ontology annotation, molecular function: RNA binding. The record is from RefSeq and is a predicted model, not a curated record.
ACUAAACUUAUAAUACUUUCGUUUCAAUACCCAACCCUUUUCAGAAAUUUCAUUUUUUCACAAAAACGAAGAGAAAAAAAUUGCAGAAAUUUAUAAUUGGAAAGUGUUGGAGGAACCAACUACGCACCCGGACAUAGGGGACAAUUUUUUUCCAAUAAACUUAUAUGAGUAACAUGAGGACUUAUUUGAAAGGACAGGUUUUUAUGUGGCUGCUUCUGUAAUUUUGCCGCCCAGAAAACACUAACCUUUUAUAACUGAACGACACAGUUUGCUUCUCCCGUUCGACCUCCCAUCUUUCCUUCGAUUCCUUCUCUCAGACGAUGGUGAAAAUCCAGAAACCCAAAAAACAAAAACUCAGCAAUAAAAAAAUUAAAAAAACCGUCAAAAGGAUAAAAAACAAACCCCACAAUUCGGAAAAACCGACAGUCCCCGAAUCUGAACCCGGAUCCUCCGACUCCGACUUCGAUACGGAAACCCUUUCCGAGCUAUUGGAGCACUACACCAGAGACCAGCUCAUCAAUCUUAUCUCCGCGGUCUCACUCGAAAACUCCUCGUUCCUCUCCUUUGUCCGCCUCUACGCCGGUAGCGACGCCGCUCAUCGAAAACUUUUCGUCCAUAACCUUGCGUGGGACACCACACGCGAGUCCCUCGCGUCGGCCUUCGAACCGUUCGGUGAGAUCGAGGAUUGCAACGUCAUCGUCGAUAAAGCCACCGGCAAAUGCAAAGGUUACGGGUUCGUUCUCUUCAAGGAACGAAAAUCGGCUUCCAAGGCGUUGAAAGAGCCGAAAAAGAAGAUCAACUACCGAAUAACGUCAUGCCAGUUGGCAUCCGUGGGUCCCAUCUCGGCUGCAAAGGAUUCAGAUCAGACCCACCACAAAAAACCGGCUGAUGUGAAGAACAAAAACGUGGCGGAGCCAGCUGUACUUUUUCCGCCACAGCCGCAGGUGUUGGCGGCGACGCAGAAUUUCCCAUUGUUGGGCCAUAGUAAUCCGAUUUAUGGGAGCUUGUUAGGGAGCCAAAUUAGUCCGGUGACGCCGCUGGGGGCUACGAGCAAGAUGGCGGUUACCGCUGUGCCGUCGGCUGCGACGAGCUACGUGGGUGUCGUGGGAGGAGCGUUUGGGAGGGAAAAUUCGUCAUUGCUAGGUCAGUACGGGGCAGGUCAAGGGCUACAAUAUUUAUAUCCAAAUAUGCAAAUUGAGCAGCAGCCAGGGACAAGGAGAGGUCAGGGGAAAACUACGACCGGGGCUUUUUCUGGGUAUCCCUCAUACAUUUGGUAUCAGACUCUGCUUCCUUUACAGGCUAGGAAAAACAAUUAAUCAAAGAAGCUUCAUGAGUAUGGGAUUCUAUUUCUAUCCUAUGUACAACCGAAUCAAAGAAGCUUUACGAAAACUUAACUGUUGUACUUUGAAAGCAAAGUUAAGAGCAUCAAUCCUUGUAAGCAUCUUGGAACAGAGAUUUGCAAAGAGGGGCAGCAACAAUGGGAAUAAUUUUUUUUUCUGUUUCCUGAUGCUUAGAAGCAAAUGACAUGACACCUCAACUUUGGGAAAUAUGCUUUCUUCCUACAGGCAAGAAGAAUUGGACUCCUCCAUUUUUGUCCCUUUGGAACCCAAGUCAUAUCCAACAGUUUCACAGUGUACAAGAAUAAAAUCUCCAGAGAACUUGGCUGUCUGUGUUAUAUACCCUGAUCCUGUAAGAAAUUUUCCGUCGAGCCUACCCGCUCAUUAAAUGUUUUUUUCUAACCAAAAUACCUUCAUCCAGUCUAGCGUGAUUACUAAAUCAUUCAUAAUUUCAGUUUCAGACAUGGUGUGACGUGUCGGCCUAUGAUUUGUCAAGGAUAUUAUCCAAUGGAAUAUUCGAUUCCGUAACAAGAAGUUUGACUUUUUAUGUUUAAAACAAGACAAGACAAGAAGAUUUUAUACAAAUAACUAUAUUCCACGUGCGACAAGUCGGAAACUCAAAUCUCAAGCUACCCCCGAACAACCACAGGUAAUGCUUCUCUUUUCUCUGCUCCCCAUCGCGUACGUUAGCAAAAUAAACAAUCAAAAAGACACCAAUAGGAGAACCGCCCAUGUCAGUCACCCCCAACCACCCCAAAGAAAAUCUAUUAGGGAUCCUAGGUCGCCAAAAAAAAAAUCAAUAGCAGCGCAUCUUGGCAGGAAUCUAAUGCAAAACAACAAGGAAAAUGCAAAUUGUUCAUUGGUGAAAUCAAUACUCUAACAAAGAAAAGCGAAAAACAAUGGAAACUAAACAAAAAGAAAAAAGAAAAGAAGAGAGAGAAAGAAACAGGCGAGCUGCCCAUUGACAAAAACACCUUACCAUGAGAAAGCCCCACAACGGCGCAUUUUAGCACUAAUCGGAAGCAAAACAGACAAAAGCGCAGCGAAAAAUAGCAAGUCACUAAAGAAAAAGAUAAACUUUAAACAAGACAAAAAAGGGCAGAGCAAAAGAGGCGAGCAACCAAUGAAAAGGCGCAAAAAAGAGGUUUUUACGGCGCAAGAUAGCAUGUAAGGUAGAAGCUAUAAAAAGACAAAAUGGAAAAGUACUAAAAAAAGGGAAAGCAAAGUUUAUUAGUAUUAG